CGGGGCCGGGACCUAGGGGCGGAGUCGGUUUGGCCGUGGGGCGGAGCCCGAGCGACCCGCCGGCUCAGCUCUGUUUACCUCCCCAGUAUGCGGGCUCCCGGUGCGGGCUCGGCUUCCCUGGCCUCGCUGGUGCUGCUGUGGCUGCUGGGGCUGCCGUGGACUUGGAGCGCAGCGGUGGCGCUCGGAGUGUACGUAGGCAGCGGUGGCUGGCGUUUCCUGCGCAUCGUUUGCAAGACCGCGAGACGCGACCUCUUUGGCCUCUCUGUGCUGAUCCGUGUGCGCCUGGAGCUGUGGCGGCACCAGCGCGCCCACCACACCAUCCCGCAGAUCUUCCAGGUGGUGGCGCAGCAGCAGCCUGACCGCCUGGCCCUGGUGGAUGCAGGCAGCGGCGUGUGCUGGACCUUCGCGAAGCUAGAUGCCUACUCCAAUGCUGUGGCCAACGUCUUCCACCAGCUGGGCCUUGUGCCAGGCGACGUGGUGGCCAUUUUCCUGGAGGGCCGGCCCGAGUUCGUGGGGCUGUGGCUGGGCCUGGCCAAGAUGGGCGUGGAGGCUGCUCUGCUCAAUGUCAACCUGCGGCAUGAGCCCUUGGCCUUCUGCCUGGGCACCUCAGGCGCCAAGGCCCUCAUCUUCGGAGGGGAGCUAGCAGCGGCGGUGGCUGAGGUGAGUGGACAGCUGGGGAAGAGUCUGCUCAAGUUCUGCUCUGGAGAUUUGAGUUCUGAGGGCGUCUGGCCAGAUACCCAGCUCCUGGACCCCAUGCUGAAGGAGGCGUCCACAGCUCCCCUAGCCCAGUCCCCUGGCAAGGGCAUGGACGAUCGUCUCUUCUACAUCUACACAUCGGGGACCACAGGGAUGCCCAAGGCCGCUAUUGUCGUGCACAGCAGGUACUACCGCAUCGCAGCCUUUGGCCACCAUGCCUACAGCAUGCAGGCGGCAGAUGUGCUCUACGACUGUCUGCCCCUGUACCACACAGCAGGGAAUAUCUUGGGUGUGGGGCAGUGUCUUCUCUACGGACUGACCGUUGUCCUCCGCAAGAAGUUCUCAGCCAGCCGCUUCUGGGAUGACUGCGUCAAGUACAACUGCACGGUGGUCCAGUACAUUGGAGAGACCUGCCGCUACCUGCUGAAGCAGCCGGUGAGCGAGGCGGAGAAGCGGCACCGAGUACGCCUCGCGGUGGGCAACGGGCUGCGGCCCGCAAUUUGGAAGGAGUUCACCCAGCGCUUCCGAGUUCGCCAGAUCGGCGAGUUCUACGGUGCCACUGAGUGCAAUUGCAGCAUCGCCAACAUGGAUGGGAAGGUUGGCUCCUGUGGCUUCACCAGCCGCAUCCUGCCACAUGUGUACCCAAUCCGGCUGGUGAAGGUCAAUGAGGACACCUUGGAACUACUGCGGGAUGCCCAGGGUCUCUGUAUCCCAUGCCAGGCCGGGGAGCCUGGCCUCCUUGUGGGCCAGAUCAACCAGCAGGACCCACUGCGUCGCUUCGAUGGCUACAUCAGUGAGAGCGCCACCAGCAAGAAGAUUGCCCACAGUGUUUUCCACAAGGGCGAUAGCGCCUACGUCUCAGGUGACAUGCUGGUGAUGGAUGAGCUGGGCUACAUGUACUUCCGGGACCGCAGUGGGGACACCUUCCGCUGGCGUGGGGAGAACGUCUCCACCACUGAGGUGGAGGGUGUGCUGAGCCGCCUGCUGGGCCAGACAGAUGUAGCCGUGUAUGGGGUGGCCGUGCCAGGAAUAGAAGGCAAAGCAGGCAUGGCAGCCAUUGCCGACCCCCACGGUCAGCUGAGCCCCAAUGCGCUGUACCAGGAGCUGCAGAAGGUGCUGGCGCCCUAUGCCCGGCCCAUCUUCCUGCGCCUCCUGCCCCAGGUGGAUACCACAGGCACCUUCAAGAUCCAGAAGACGCGGCUGCAACAUGAAGGCUUUGACCCACACCAGAUCUCGGACCGGCUCUUCUUCCUGGACCUGAAGCAGGGACACUACCUUCCCCUGGACCAGGAUGUCUACACCCGCAUCUGCUCGGGUGCCUUUGCCCUCUGACACUCUUCCUCUGCUGUCGAGAUUCUAACCAGGCCUGGCAAGCUAGGUGGGCUGGAGCCAGACAGCUCUGCCCUAUCCUGGGGUCGAGAAACUGGACCUCAGAAAGAAACUGUCUCUCCCCUUUCCUCACUCUCCUCAGCCUGGUUCCCUACUCUCUCCCCUUGCCCUGCCUGUCUUCUGAUCCUGUGUCUGUGUGUGUGUCUCUUCUCCCUGCUUCCUGGCUUUAGCCUCCCUGCUGCCCUCAUCUGCCCUCAUCUUUUCCCU
Pteropus alecto (black flying fox) is the source of this 2292-nucleotide messenger RNA. It is a transcript of the gene SLC27A1, whose product is annotated as solute carrier family 27 member 1. Gene Ontology annotation, biological process: phosphatidylethanolamine biosynthetic process; positive regulation of protein serine/threonine kinase activity; positive regulation of heat generation. The record is from RefSeq and is a predicted model, not a curated record. Gene Ontology annotation, molecular function: fatty acid transmembrane transporter activity; long-chain fatty acid-CoA ligase activity; long-chain fatty acid transmembrane transporter activity. The transcript is spliced from 12 exons. The coding region runs from base 88 to 2028 and encodes 646 amino acids. Lineage: Eukaryota; Metazoa; Chordata; Mammalia; Chiroptera; Pteropodidae. Gene Ontology annotation, cellular component: mitochondrial inner membrane; plasma membrane.